This is a messenger RNA of Rosa rugosa (rugosa rose), 1199 nucleotides long. RefSeq lists its product as uncharacterized. NCBI's taxonomy places the organism in Eukaryota, Viridiplantae, Streptophyta, Magnoliopsida, Rosales, Rosaceae. The transcript has 3 exons. Bases 241 to 798 code for a protein of 185 amino acids. The record is from RefSeq and is a predicted model, not a curated record.
UUUGCAUCAUAGUCACUAAACCACCCUGGAAUGCCAACACUAGAAUGUUUUUACUAGCUUUCUCCAAAAUCACAUCUAUGCUGGGUUCUCAAGAUUACAUCUUAUACACCUCAGUGCACAUGUAUUGUUAUGUUAAAUUUGUUUUAAAUUAAUUGUAGUGAUGGUAUUUGUACUGCUUGCAGCGUAGAAAAUUAUCAAAGAUAGGCAACAACUAUCGACUUCUUCACAACGAGCAGAAAAAUGGAAAACACAGAGCUGGCAAGUGAAGUGGAAGCAAUGGCGGAUGCUGAAGAACAAGAUCAAGCUUAUGACCAAAGUAUACCAGCUCCUGAAAGGACAAGUCAAAGCAGGUGGUGGGUUUCAAUGAGUUCAAAACAACGAGAUAAUUAUUUAGCACGACGACGAGCCAAUUAUCAUCGUCAUCGGGGGCAAACAUCAAAUCAUGAGGGUAAUACCCGUGUUUCAAAGAGAAUGCGCUUAAGCCAUAUAUGUCAAAUGAGUGAUAAUGUAGCUGAUCGAAACGCUACAAACAAUGAUGAUGACAUAGUAGUCAAUGAAGAAACUUUUGAAAAUGUCGUUCCUCAAAAUGACAUGCCCGGUAGUAGCAGUGUUGCAAAAGCAUGUGAUAGACCUAGACGAUGCAAAUCUCAUAAUUGUGCUCGGAAUUUUCAUGAAAAUAUUGGAAUGAGAAAAUAUCAUUUGCCAACACCAAAGACAUGUCCACAUUGUCAUGCUCGCUUGUUUCAUCAUGAGAGCAAAGAUAUGUGUUGCUUAAAUGGGAAAAUUGUCAUUCUCUAGUUCAAUCUCCUCCCGAAAUGAUCGAGUUAUUUUCCGCUCAAACUCCACAAGGCUCCCAUUUUAGACAAAAUAUUCGUGCCUAUAACCAUAUAUUUUCGUUCACAUCAAUGGGUGUACAUAUCGAUGAAAAUUUAGAGACCGGUGGUAGUACAUUCACUUUUCGAGCUCAAGGAUCUAUAUAUCAUAAGAUAGGAAGUCUUCUACCAGAUGGGGAUAAUAGACCAAGAUUUCUACAAUUGUAUAUAUAUGACACAGAUCAUGAAGUAGACAAUCGUAUGUUAGAGAAUGAAGCAUUGCAUAGAGAUGUGGUUGAAACCAUACAACAAAUUUUGAAUCAACAUAAUCCAUUUGUGCAAACAUUUCAUCAUCUAGCUUAACGCCAAGAUUUGAAAACUUACAGA